Protopterus annectens (West African lungfish) is the source of this 1576-nucleotide messenger RNA. RefSeq names its product tRNA selenocysteine 1-associated protein 1-like. The record is from RefSeq and is a predicted model, not a curated record. NCBI's taxonomy places the organism in Eukaryota, Metazoa, Chordata, Ceratodontiformes, Protopteridae. Bases 126 to 797 code for a protein of 223 amino acids. Gene Ontology annotation, molecular function: RNA binding. The transcript has 7 exons.
ACUUGUAGUUGGCUCGUGGAAUACAGUUGGCUUGAACUGAAGGCUGGCAGAAGAGGUACCUCUUCUGUGGCCAGGGAGAGCUAACUUUGUUCUCCUUUUAGAAGCAAGGAACUGUACAUUAGAGGAUGGCUUGUAUCUGGAUGGGCGAUCUGGAAUCGUACAUGGAUGAAAGUUUUAUCAAACGGGCCUUUGCUACAAUGGGUGUGAUGACAUUAAGCAUAAAAGUAAUUUCCAACAAAAUUUCAGGGGGUCCUGCUGGGUACUGCUUUGUGGAGUUGACAGAUGCAGCUACUGCUGAGCGUUGCUUACUUCGACUGAAUGGAAAAUUUGUACCAGGGUCUAACCCACCAAAAAAGUUCAAAUUAAACCAUGCUAAUCAUACGAAGAAGCCUGAAGUGAGUACCAAGCCAAAGUCUGAAGAGGCGGUGACUCCAGCAACUUAUGAUGUAGCUCAGUAUUAUCAGCAGUAUAUGAACUAUUGUGCCCAGUGGGGAUAUGACCCUUACAGUGGCUACAGCUAUGCAUAUCCUGCAUAUGGAUCUCUCCCCACAGCAUCAUCUGCAUCUACAGCUAAUGUCACAGAAAAUCAAACCACUUCAGAGGCAGUAUCUACAUCAGCAUCAUCAACAGCAUAUGCGUAUGAAGAUAAUACAUUAGAAGAUCCUGAUGUCUUUGUGGAUGCAGAAGAAACAAACAGAAAAUUUAUUGCAAAAAGUGAAGAACUCUAUGAUUCACUCAUAAGCUGCCACUGGCAGCCAUUAGAUUCUGCAACAUCUAAAAUUCCAGCUAAAGUUUAAAGAACAAUUUCACAUGAAAAAUUUCAGAAGAGCAUUUUAUUUUCCUGUGAAAUGUUUGUCAUGUAGACACUUUCAUUCAGAGAGGAAUUUCUAGGUGCUUGGUAAGAAGUUUAAAGAUACUUUGCAGCUGCUACUGUCUAUGCAUCUUCACUAAAUAUUCAAUGCUGCAAGCCUGGCAUUCACAUCUGGAGGAGUAAUUUUUUCUGCGCAUAUUAUUUGAAAUUAUCAGUUGUGUUUGGAGAGGCUGUUCUCUGUAGGUUUCGUAUAACAGGACUUGCAUUAAUGCCAGUACACCUGAAGUGUCAGUCAGCUUAUGGUCACCACUUUUCAUCUGAAUAGCAAACUUAGAAGUGGUGUCACUGUGUGCCUCAGUUGUCUGCAUGAUACACUGAAAAAAACUUAUUUUUUAUGUCUUCUUCUCCUUCCAAUGCAGUGGAACUUAAAACAGUAUAACUGUGGUGGAUGAAGGAGCAGAUCAUUUCUUAUAGAUCUUGGACUUAUGUCUUUUAAAUCAUCUUCCGUGAUGGAAUCUUGCCUUGUACCAUAGGCUACAGAACUGAAGUGCUGCCUGACAAACUGUCUUAAUUUCAUUUUGAUAGUGUUUGCACAUGGAUCCAGAAUAAAAAAUAUCCACAGUUACAGUAAAAAUGAGACAAUUAUCUGGACUUUGUUAUAAAUAAAAAAGUAUAAUAUUUUUGGUCUGAAAGGAUGCGGUCACAGUGUGACUGAAAUUCUCAUUUCUGUCUUAAUUUCUGUAUAAAAUUGUAUCCAACACUGGU